AUGAAUCCAUCAACUGACGAUACAUCUGCACCACCACCACCGUACGAUCUCUCAUCAAGCUCAAACAAUUUCAACAGAGACAAGAAGACAUCUUCAGCACAAAAAUCCCCACAAAAUAUCUCCUCACCAUCCCGCACAGAAUUAGCAUGUGUCUCUCUACACAUGUCCGACCGCAUCCGCCUCCUCAACUUCCGUCCUGAACAUGUCCGAAUCAUCACCGACGUGAUUCGCGCAAACACCGUAAAAGGCGUGCCACAGGUGCGUUUAUACGAUCAAGCCACGGAGAUCAAACUUGGUGGCUAUCCCUGGAUGCGCGGCGGUACACGACCAUUACCUGAGGACAGAAUAGGGGCAAUACGGGUGAUUAUAGCUGUAUUGAAGACGUGUUAUGAUUUGGGAUGGGUAGUGCAAUUGGCUUCUGAUAUAUGGAGGAAGGGGAGUCUCGAUAAAGAUACCGUAAUAAUGCGCUAUACCCAUCAACCCCAACGACCAACAUCACACUGGCUAGGAAUCUCCUUCGACAGCUCCGACUUACUCAACAUCAUCAACGCGCCUCCAUCCCUAGGACCAGCCAUUGCCGCGCGCUUUGGAGAUAAAGUGAGCAGUCACAAAGUCGAGACACGAGGGUAUUACGAAAUCAAAUUCCAUGGGUAUCCCUGGCGUCCCUCGGGGACGGGGUGUGAUACUUGGUAUUGUUGUCGAGAUGCGGAUUACGUCGAGGGGACGGCGGUAUAUUAG
This is a messenger RNA of Talaromyces stipitatus ATCC 10500, 738 nucleotides long. RefSeq lists its product as uncharacterized. The transcript has 2 exons. NCBI's taxonomy places the organism in Eukaryota, Fungi, Ascomycota, Eurotiomycetes, Eurotiales, Trichocomaceae. The record is from RefSeq and is a predicted model, not a curated record. The coding region runs from base 1 to 738 and encodes 245 amino acids.